CACACACACAUCCCCCCAACCUUGUACUCCCUGAUCCAAGACCUCCCUGCCGAGUGGAACAUCCGAACACAGCAUGUCUCGUCUCAUUGUCAAGAACAUUCCUCGCCAUGUUACGGAGAAGCGCCUGCGCGAGCACUUCUCCAAGCAGGGCAACAUCACCGAUGUCAAGCUGAUGCGCACGCCUGAUGGCGUGUCGCGCCGGUUCGCCUUCGUCGGGUACAACUCCGAUGCCGAUGCGGCCGCCGCGCAGAAGUACUUCAACGGGACCUUCAUCGACACCGGUAAAAUUAUCGUCGAGCUGGCCAUGGCCGUCAAUGACCCGAACAAGGAGCGCCCCUGGUCAAAGCACUCGGAGGGCUCCUCGGCAUACGAGAAGCGCCAUGGGUCUGGCCUCCGGAAGCCCGCUGCGGCCGACAAGCCGGCUCACGAUCCCGAGGCUGCCCUGGCGCACAGCAGCGUGCCCAAGUCCAUCGAGAGCGACGCCAAGUUCAAGGAAUUCUUCGAGGCCAUGCUGCCCCGUUCCAAGCAGAAGCUUUGGUCCAACGUCGACGGCACCAGCACCCAGCAGUCGGCCACUGCCUCGGCCCCGGCGAAGGCCACGGCCGAGGCUGCGGCCGCCGAGGAGCCCGGCGCGGACACCGGCAGCAAGACCGGCGGCCUGGUGGCCAAGCAUGUGAAGAUCAGCGGCGUGCACUCGCGCAAGCUCGGCGGCUCGGCCGUUGUGCUGAAGCGCAUGCACGUUGUCUUCGACAGCGAUGAUGACGAUGACGACGACAAUGCGGGCGGGCCGCCGGCCAGCUCCAGCGCCACCUACGACGAGGCGAUUCCCCAGCAGCCGGCUGCCCUGACGGCCGGUGCCCGGCCUGGCGAUGUGGUCUUCGACGAUGAUGACACCGAUGCCAGCGACGAUGAUGACUACCAGAUGAUCGGUGUCCCCCGGCCGGCCGGGGCGGCCUCCAGCUCCGACUCCGAUUCCGACGGGGACAUGGUCGAGAGUGAUGACAGCGACAAUGAGGAGGCGUCGCCCGCCCCCCCGGCGGCCGAUCUGAUCAUGGGCUUCGAUGAUGAGGUGGAUGAGACUGGCCAGCUGCGCGAGCCGGUCGCCGCCGAUGCCGCCAAUGCCGCCAAUGCCGCCAAUGCCACCGCCCCGGAGGACGACCACAUCGACACGGACAAUGUGCAGGAUGCCGCAUCGGCCCAUGCGCAGAUCGCGGAAUCCGGGCGCCUGUUUGUCCGGAACCUGGCGUACACCACCACCGAGGCGGACUUGCGCGGGCUCUUCCAGAAGUUCGGCCCGGUGGCCUCGGUGCACAUCCCCCUGAGCUCGGGCGAGGCCCGCAAGAGCAAGGGCUUCGCGUACAUCCUGUUCAUGAUGCCGGAGCACGCGCUCAAUGCCUAUGCCGAGCUGGACCGGUCCUUCUUCCAGGGCCGCAUUUUGCACGUGUUGCCGGCGCGGCCGGCGCGUGACACCGCCACCGGGCCGGAUACCACCGCCCCCGAUGGCCGGCCCCUCAGCUUCAAGGAGAAGCGCCUGGCCGAGCGAAAGGCCAAUGCCGGCGAUGUGGCCACCUGGAACUCGCUCUUCCUCAACCCGGACACCGUGGCCUCGGCCAUGGCCGAUCGCCUGGGCGUCAGCAAGGCCCAGCUGCUGGACUCGCAUCGGGCCAGCGCCGGGACCGCCAAUGCGGCCGUUCGCCUGGCCCAGGCCGAGGCCCAGCUCGUCCAGGAGACCCGGCAGUUCCUGGUGGACUGCGGCGUGUCGCUGGAUGCCUUCCAGGGCGAGGCGUCUAAGCGCUCGGCCGGCCGGUCGGAUGUCUGCAUCAUCGCCAAGAACAUGCCCUACGGGGUGGACGGGGCCCAGCUCCAGGAGAGCUUCGCCAAGUUCGGCCAGCUAACACGGUUCAUCAUGCCGCCGACCAAGACCGUAGCGCUGGUGGAAUUCUCCGAGCCGACCGAGGCGCGUGCGGCCUUCCGUAAGCUGGCCUUCUCCAAGGUCCAGGACAUGCCGCUGUACUUGGAGUGGGCCCCGGCGGGGACAUUUACCGCCUCCGUGGUCCCUGGCGCCGGGCCGAUGGUGGCCAUCGGCAAGCUGGCACCCGAGGGUGCCGGCAGCGGGGCCACCGAGCCGGCCGCUGUCCGGACCACCUCCGAGUCGCUGGUCCUGGCUGACUCCUCUGGCACGGGGCAGCCAGCCGCCGAAGGCACCCCCGCCGCCGCCGCCGCCGCCGCCGCCGCCGCCACCGCCGCGUCGACGGUCGGCGAUUCCGAGGGCUGCACGGUCUUCGUCAAGAACCUGAACUUCUCCACCACCGACGAGACCCUGCACACGGUGUUUGCGGCGGUUGGUCCUCUGCGCAGCGCGCAAACCACCAAGAAGACCACGCGCUCCGGAGAGAAGCUCUCCAUGGGCUUCGGGUUUGUGGAGUUUGUCCAUGCCUCCGAUGCCAGCAAGGCCAUUCAGAAUCUGCAGGGCACCACUCUUGACGGCCACUCUCUCCAGCUGAAGCUCUCUCACCGGAAGAGCGGCGCUGGCGAUGGGGCUGAGAGCCGGAAGUCCGCCCGACGCCCCGAUGCCCCGGCCGGCUCCGGAACCCCGUCCAACAAGCUGGUCAUCCGCAACGUCCCAUUCCAGGCCACCCGCCAGGAGCUUCGCCAGCUGUUCAUCCCGCACGGCACCAUUCGGUCUCUGCGCCUGCCGCGUAAGUUCGAUGGCAACCACCGGGGUUUCGCCUUCAUCGAGUUCGCCACCGAGUCCGAGGCGGCUGCCGCGCGCGCCGCCGUCGAGACCCAUCUUUACGGCCGUCGUCUGGUCAUCGAGUGGGCCUCGACCGAGGACGCGUCGGUGGAUGCCGACGCUGCCAUGCAUCGCGCCGCCCGGGACUUCGAGAAGGCCAACGCCGUGCCCACCGGCCGGGGACCGCGCCAGCAAAGCAAGAAGAUCCGCAUCAGUCGUGACGGCGAGUAGGACAUCGGCACACGCAUGCUUCCUUGGGCCCCCCCCC
This is a messenger RNA of Fonticula alba, 3002 nucleotides long. RefSeq lists its product as hypothetical. NCBI's taxonomy places the organism in Eukaryota, Rotosphaerida, Fonticulaceae. The transcript has 8 exons. The coding region runs from base 74 to 2965 and encodes 963 amino acids. Gene Ontology annotation, cellular component: cytoplasm; ribonucleoprotein complex; nucleus. Gene Ontology annotation, molecular function: mRNA binding. The record is from RefSeq and is a predicted model, not a curated record.